AUGACGAUGACACGCACGCCAUUCGACUGGUCGGUGACCGACCCGCACCACAAGAACGAGUACAUGCGUUUUGCCUCGCGUCGAUCCACCGUGCUCUCGACCAAAGGCGUCGUCGCCUCAUCGCAGCCGCUCGCCUCGUCCGCAGGAAUCGAGAUCCUCAACGCUGGCGGCAACGCGGCGGAUGCGGCUGUGGCCGUUGCUGCCGCGCUCAAUGUGACCGAGCCGUGCAAUACGGGCAUUGGCGGUGACGCGUUCUGCCUGUUCUACGAUGCCGAGAAGCGUGCUGUUCGCGCCUUCAACGGCUCCGGGCGUGCUCCGCAGGCCAUGACGCUCGACGUGCUGCGCUCCAAGGGCGUCGAUGGCGUCGAGAUCCCCGGAAACAGCAUCCACAGCGUCACCGUCCCCGGCGCCGCCGCAGCGUGGGUCGACACGGUCGAAAAGCUGGGCAGCGGCAAGCUCACCAUGCAGGACAUCCUGGCGCCCGCCAUCCGCCUCGCCGAACAGGGAUACCCUGUCCACGAGAGCACCGCCUACCUCUGGGGUCGCAGUGAAAAGCUCAUCCAGAACGCGUCUCCAAAUGCGGGCGAGAUGCUCUUCGACGGCGGUAGGGCGCCACGCACGGGCGAGCUGAUGCGCAUGCCCACGCUCGCGCGCACCUUCCGUGAGCUCGCCACUAAGGGCAAAGAAGGGUUUUAUACCGGCCGUGUCGCCGAAGCCAUCGUCGAACUCGUGCAGUCCCAAGGCGGCGUGCUCGAGCUCGACGAUCUCAAGGAUCAUCUCGAGCGCGGGACCGAAGAGGUGACGCCGAUCCAGUAUACUUACAACCACCCUGCCGCCGCUGGCGAUUUGGAGGGCAAGGAAGGUGUCACGAUGUACGAGUGCCCGCCCAACGGCCAGGGGCUCACGACGCUUGUUGCGCUGGGGAUUCUGGACGAGCUGCAGAACCAGGGCAAGGUGGGCGACCUCGCCAAGGUGCCGCACAACUCGGUCGAGUACUUGCACGCGCUCAUCGAGGCGCUGCGUCUGGCCUUCGCCGAUACGCGCUACCACGUCUCGGACCCUGCUCAUUCGGAACACGACGUCGCCGCGCUCCUGCUCAACCCUUCCUACCUCGCCUCGCGCGCUGCGCUGUUCGAUCCCACCAAAGCCUCGGUCGACCUCGAAAAGGGUUCGCCCACCAACACGUGCGAUACAGUCUACUUCAGCGUCACCGACCAGUACGGUAAUGCUUGCAGCUUCAUCAACUCGAACUACGCCGGGUUUGGCACAGGCGCUGUGCCGCGCGGCUGCGGGUUUACGCUGCAGAACCGCGGUGCCGGCUUCACGCUGAGCGAAGGCCACCCGAACUGCGUCGCCCCGCGCAAGCGGCCGUACCACACCAUCAUCCCCGCCAUGGCCACGCGCGGAGACGAACUCUUCCUCUCCUUUGGUGUCAUGGGCGGCUUCAUGCAGCCUCAGGGCCAGGUCCAGGUGCUCCUCAACAUCCUCCACCACGGCUUCAGCGUGCAGGACGCUCUCGACGCGCCUCGCUUCUGCAUCGGCGCCGGCAUGGCCGGGCCCGAGGGCGCCACCUCGGAGGUGUACUUCGAGCAGGGCGUAGAGCAGCGUGUAGUGGACGAGUUGGAGAAAAUGGGUCACAAGGUCAAGGUCGUCGAGGGCUGGUCCAGGUUCCAGUUUGGAAGGGGGCAGGUGAUUCAGAAGGUCAACAACGACAAGGGCAAGCUGGUCUGGGCAUCGGGAAGCGAUCCCCGCGCUGACGGUCAGGCUAUCGCUCAGGUCUAA
Sporisorium graminicola is the source of this 1782-nucleotide messenger RNA. RefSeq lists its product as uncharacterized. The transcript has a single exon. Lineage: Eukaryota; Fungi; Basidiomycota; Ustilaginomycetes; Ustilaginales; Ustilaginaceae. Bases 1 to 1782 code for a protein of 593 amino acids. The record is from RefSeq and is a predicted model, not a curated record.